AUGAUCAACUUGACCUCAGUGAGUGGAUUCAUCCUCAUGUGGUUUCCUGAUGAGCAUAAGUUUCAGAUUUUACAUGUUUUGCUGUUUUUGGUGACAUAUCUGCUGGCCUUGACAGGUAACCUCCUCAUUAUCACCAUCAUUACCUUGGACCGUCAUCUCCAGUCCCCCAUGUAUUACUUCUUGAAGCACCUUUCUCUUCUGGAUCUCUGCUUCAUCUCUGUCACAGUCCCCCAGUCCAUUGCAAACUCACUUAUGAACAAUGGGUACAUUUCCCUUGGUCAGUGCAUUCUUCAGGUUUUCUUCUUCAUAGCUCUGGCCUCAUCAGAAGUGGCCAUCCUCACAGUGAUGUCUUAUGACCGGUAUAUAGCCAUCUGUCAACCACUGCAAUAUGAGGCCAUUAUGGAUUCCAGCACUUGUAGGAGUGCAGUGAUAGCUGUGUGGAUUGCUGGGGGCCUCUCUGGGCUCAUGCACACAGCCAUUAACUUCUCCAUACCUCUCUGUGGGCAGAGAGUCAUUCACCAAUUCUUCUGCGAUGUCCCUCAGAUGCUAAAACUAGCUUGUUCUUCUGAAUUCAUUAAUGAGAUUUCAGUGGCUGCAUUCACAACCUCAAUAGCACUUAUCUGCUUAAUCUCCAUUGUACUCUCGUACAUUCACAUCUUCUCAACAGUGCUGAAAAUCUCAUCAGCUGAGGGCCGGACCAAGAUCUUCUCCACCUGCCUACCCCACCUAUUUGUAGUCACCUUCUUCCUCUCAGCUGCAGGCUUUGAGUUUCUAAGACCCCCUUCUGAUUCUCCAUCAGCUAUGGACCUCAUGUUCUCCAUAUUUUAUACUGUGGUACCUCCAACACUCAAUCCAGUCAUCUAUAGCUUACGGAAUAAAGCCCUGAAGGCAGGUCUGAGGAAGGUGCUGUGUCCAAAGAAGAAUUUGCUCAGAGAAAGAUAUGCUUAA
Messenger RNA from Cynocephalus volans (Philippine flying lemur), 948 nucleotides. Its product is annotated as olfactory receptor 14J1-like. Gene Ontology annotation, biological process: G protein-coupled receptor signaling pathway. Gene Ontology annotation, cellular component: membrane. Gene Ontology annotation, molecular function: G protein-coupled receptor activity; olfactory receptor activity; odorant binding. The record is from RefSeq and is a predicted model, not a curated record. Lineage: Eukaryota; Metazoa; Chordata; Mammalia; Dermoptera; Cynocephalidae. The coding region runs from base 1 to 948 and encodes 315 amino acids. The transcript has a single exon.